Messenger RNA from Durusdinium trenchii, 3150 nucleotides. Lineage: Eukaryota; Dinophyceae; Suessiales; Symbiodiniaceae. The record is from the annotation of a GenBank genome assembly.
AUGCUUCCGCUGGAGCCUUUCGAGUGUCGGACAGCUUUGGAUAUACAGCGGGCUCUUACGGGGGCCGCUUCAGAGGAAGUGGUGCUUUCAGAGGUGGAUGACUUGGACCUUUGCAUGAAGGAACUGCUUUCCAACGCUGAUGCUAUGACCAUGAUCACAUCACUCAAGCUUGUCUCCUUGUCCUUGGGCGCUCAUCAUUUGGAGCUGCUUGGUGAAGUACUGGGCGGCUCAAGUGAUUGGAGACCAGCGCCCGUGGAUGAAGGCGAAGAGACCGAAGAAGUGCAAAUGGAUCUUUUUGAUGAUGUCCAGGAUGCCGUGCAGGCAGCUAGCCCUUGCCAAGAGAAAUCUUUAGAAGAAGAUGUCGAGGUCAAAGGCCAGCAGCUCAAGUCGCUGCAAAUCUUGAGAUGCCCUGGGCCAUCCAGUGAUGCAUGGUCACCUUUGUGGCAAAGCUUGCCCACGAGCCUGACAGAAUUAGACAUCUCUGAGAAUAGCCUCAGUGACCAUGCAGUUGCCGCCCUUUGCGGAGCUUUGCGUCAACGCAGCAUGCGCUUGACCUACUUGACCUUGCAAGGAAACCGAUGCAAAGACGUGCAACGCCUUGCAGACUUGAUUUCCCGUGGAGGUGUGGAGAUCCUUGACCUUGCGGAAAAUCUCCUGAACGACAAGAGCAUCCAGCAGCUGUGUGAAGCUUUGCCGUCGCCCAGCUGCAGACUUGUUAGCUUGCGUCUCGAUGACAAUCGGCGCAUCACUUCCUCUGGGUUAUCCGGGCUUUUCGACUUACUUCCCAGGACUGGGAUCCGCUCCCUAGCAUUGCGUCGCACUUCUAUGUGCGACAAAGGUGCAGCCGCCCUGGCGACCAGCUUGGGAAAGUGCAAGCUAAGCUAUUUGGACAUUGCCGGCCAUCACUUCUCGCUGCCGCUAGUGCAGGAGCUGAUAGCCGCCGUCGAAGAAGCAUCAGGAGUUUCCAGUCUUGUUCUUGAUGACGCUUAUCAGCAAGUUCAUUGGAAGCGAUGUCAGCAGCUCUCAGAUAUCCUGAGUGGAGGGAUGAAUGCCCCGGAUGAAGCCGGCAAAGCUGCGCUGAAACUGACAGCUGCUGAGAAAAGCCUGAAGGUCGGCAAGGCACAAGAAAGCCUCAAGGACUCCGAAGCUGCCUUGGAGAUCUUCCGAAGCCUCGGAGCAGACGGGGAGGGCCCGCUCCCAGAUGUGCUUCGCCUGGUCAUUGAUGGGAAGCGCAUGCUCGCAGUGCAGCUUCAACAGGAGCUAACAGAAGUACAGCAAUUCGCAGAGGCCGAGAAGAACAACUUUGCUCAGGCCGGCAACCGACGAGGAGAGGCAGCGAUGCUGAUCUCUUUGGCUGAGAUCGCCCUUAGCCAGUGCAGCAGGCCUUAUGCUAGUGGACCAGUUCCACCUGUGAAGCCUCUCGAGGAGGCCCUCCACAUGCUGCGUGAUGCUAGUCCUGGUGAUAAGAAGUUUGGAGACCUCAGCGGCAUAUCACCCGCGCGCAUCUAUGUUUUUGCUGACCCUGGUCAGUACGAGCAGUACAAAGAAGGGCUAAAGAGCCUGGGUAUCAAUGUGGUGAAAGGCCGGCGGGGAAUUUGCAACCAAAGGAAUGCAAUCAUGCAACAUUUUAAGCCCGGCGACCGGAUUGUAGAGAUGGAUGACGACAUCAAAGCUCUUGUGACAUCUACUGGAUCUGUCAGAAGUGACACAGAUGCCACGGUGGUUGACGUGCCGCACAAAAAUCUUGAGGGGAUAGUCGACCACAUUUGGGAAGUCGCAGACAGGGAAAAUUGCAAGCUGUGGGGCGUGUACCCAUUGCCAAACACGUAUUUUUUGUCCAGAACCUAUACCGUGGGACUUGCAAAAAGCACUGGACAGAUGCAGGGCUAUUACAAUCCUGGUGACCUUUUGUUGACGUUGCCAGUGAUGGAGGACUAUGAGAGGGUCUUGCACUUCUACAGCCGGGGGAUGCAUUGUUUGAGGUGUGACUACCUGAGUGUCAAGUCUGAAAACAAGGCUCGGGGCGGUUGUGACUCCGCUUUCACGGACUACAUCCUCGAAGAAACUGCGAAAGGGAAGGUGUUUCGGCACCCACGGGAAGCUGCAGAGUCGGCAGCUGUGAAGAACUUGCAAGCUCGUUUUCCAUCACUGGUGGUGAAGAAUCUUUCGGGUCCCAAGCCAGUGGAGAAAAAGGUGCCAGUUCAUGGCCAGGUUCAAUACUAUCCUCCAGGCUGGCGCAUCCAGUUGAGAAAACAAGGUGGAACAUCUUACAUUUCUGCAAUGGAUGUCUCCAGCACCUUCGCUGCACAAUUGGGUUUGGGAAGCAACGUGAAGCCAAUGGAGACAGUUGUCAACGGCAACAUCAUAGAUCUCAAAAGAGACCCACGCCCAGAAGUGGAGGGUGGAGAGGACACUGAGAAAGAGGCGACUGACAGUGAGAGCACGGACCGUGCGAUCGACCUGUGGAUUUUGAAACAACUGGAGGUUCAGGAACUGCGUGAUUUGUGCCAAGAAGCCGGUCUCAAGGAUGGCGGCACACGAAAACAACUCAUCAAGCGCUUGGUGAAUCCCGAGGACACGCAGAAGCCACGUGCGAAGCGGCGCAGAGCGUCCCAAUCUCCGAAAGGCGAAGUCGGGAACGAGGCGACGUCACGGAGGGAUUUGGAGAGUUUCAACGACCAGGAGGAAUUAGACAGAUUGGAGGCAUUCUUGGCAGCACGUGAAGCUACAGAAGCACAGGAAGCCAAUGAAAGAGCUGAAAGAGAGCGGGCUGAAAGGCAGCGGGCUGAAAGCGAGCGGGCUGAAAGCGAGCGGGCUGAAAGAGAGCGGGCUGAAGAGGAAGCCAGGAACAAAGAGCGUGAAGUGGCGCAGAGACUUCAAGCAAGCCACGCCAUGCAAGCCUUGCUACAAGUGGAGGCAGCGAGAGAAACCCAGCGCAUUCUGGACCGCCAGGCGGAGCAAAUCGUGGAAGCCGGCCGCGCUGCUAUGACUGGCAGACCUGAUCCAACGUCUCCGGCCGCUCGAAUUUGGCAGCCGCCACCCUCCUUCCGUCAGCUUCGGCAUUUGAUGCCCCGCUUCCACCCUCCUUCCAGCCACGAGCCGAGGCGCUUGCACCCCUGGAUUGGGAAGCUCUCAGACGAAGCUCCUUAA